Molecule: messenger RNA, 1911 nt
Organism: Gadus macrocephalus (Pacific cod)
Lineage: Eukaryota; Metazoa; Chordata; Actinopteri; Gadiformes; Gadidae
Product: microtubule-associated proteins 1A/1B light chain 3B
Exons: 4
Coding region: 217-597 (126 amino acids)
Biological process (GO): macroautophagy; cellular response to nitrogen starvation; autophagosome assembly
Cellular component (GO): autophagosome; cytosol; autophagosome membrane
Molecular function (GO): ubiquitin protein ligase binding
Source: RefSeq, a predicted model, not a curated record
AGCUGACCAAGUUGUUGUGCUGCUGAAAGCUGGUCCUCAGACGGCAACGCGACGAGGAAGCGAAGACAUCAAACGACUUUUAAAAUACGCAAUUUCUCACUGACCAUUUUAUAUUUUAGCAGUUUAUAUUUUUAAUGCGUGAGUUAUUGAUAUAUUUUCCAUAAUUGUACAACCAACGCUUUCUUCAACCGUAUAACUUGUUGACUUUGACGCAAUAUGCCUUCCGAAAAAACCUUCAAACAAAGAAGGACAUAUGAGCAGAGAGUGGAAGAUGUGAAAAUCAUCCGUGAGCAGCACCCCAACAAGAUCCCUGUGAUUAUUGAGCGGUACAAAGGAGAGAAACAGCUUCCCAUCCUGGACAAGACCAAAUUCCUAGUGCCGGACCAUGUGAACAUGAGCGAACUCAUCAAGAUCAUCAGGAGGCGUCUGCAGCUCAACUCCAACCAGGCCUUCUUCCUGCUGGUCAACGGACACAGCAUGGUGUCUGUGUCGGCGGCCAUCGCUGAGCUGUACGAGCGGGAGCGCGACCAGGACGGAUUCCUCUACAUGGUGUACGCCUCCCAGGAGACCUUCGGAACGACUGCCGCUGCCCAAUGAACGGCUGCGGAUCCGCGCCGCGACCCGGCCCCUGUGGCUGUGACAAUGAUGUUGAUGAAGUCCCGACUCCCUCCUCCUUACGUCAUUGUGUCAUUCGGUAGUUCACUACGAGAAGUGGCCAAUGGAGAGCUUGAAAUCCCAAUCUUCCACUGGUUAUAAUCUCGUGGGAUCAUUCGUUGUAGCAUUGUGUUGGGCUCUGCCAGAGGGGCCGCUUGCUUCCGUCAACGCUACAACAUCUGUAAACACACAUACGUAUAUAUAUAUAUAUAUAUAUGUAUACAGCACAUACCAUAGGAGAUACUUGCGUUAUGUCUUUCUGGGUUCCAUAUUUCAUUGUACUCAUAGUUAAACAAGAAUAUGCUUGAUUCAACCUCCCGGGUGACCUUGAAUGAUCAGGAUUCAGAAUAGGGAUGAUGACAUGAUAAGUAGGAUCAGACAGAGAUUGCCAUCUUCUUCUCUGCUUAAUCUCCCUUCUGGGCCCUUUGUGUCUGUAUGUUUGAGUUCCUACUUGGUCUAUCUACGUUCCUUUGCUUGCUAAUAUUACACUUUGUUAAAAUGAAACUGAUUCUUCAGAAAUAGAUUUUUUUAUUGGGAGAUUGUGCAAAGGCAUUUUUUGACAACAUAAGGAGUGUCAUUUUAAUAGAUGGUGGUUCUCUAAAUGCACGUAAUCCCAUUGAAUGGCAAUCCCAAUGUUCUUGAACUUUCAAGCGGAGACCUAGAAUGUCUGUUGUGGUCCAUGUCCUCUGAGAGACAUGGUCUCUACCGCAGUUCGCAGAAUCAAGAGGAGAAGUGCAUAAGCUACCCUAUUUACGAGUGUAAGCGGGCAUGGACAAAUCAGUUGGCAUGUCUGGGUCUGGAUAGACUAGAGGCUUGAUUAGAGGCUGUAUUUACCCAUCGGCCCACCUGUUAGGUAAAGAUUGCGCCAUAGCACUUUACAUGCUUCCCUUGCUCUGCUCACUUCCCUUCACUGGUUUCUCCCUGCCAUUUGGGGUUGUGUCGCUUUUAUAAUUGCAGUAUUUUUAUCCAUUUUGUUUGUUUUUUAUUUAAGCUAAUUUUACUUUUAUGUACUAUGUGUGACUCUCGCUGUUCCAUGUGGAGUGUCAAGGUGACUAGUUUGCUAGUUCUGUCUUUCUGAUUACCGAUUAAAUGCAUUAUAUGUAAGUAACAGACACAUUCACAUUUCCUUUCGAUGUAGUCUCUGUGCUUGCUGUUUUAAAAACAUGUGCACGUUCAACACAAACGUACACAGUAACAACGCCCAGCUUUCGUAUUUAUGUUUGUAUUUUUUCAACAAUAAAAAUGAAGAGUAAAAAC